This is a messenger RNA of Chelonia mydas (Green sea turtle), 6769 nucleotides long. RefSeq lists its product as uncharacterized. NCBI's taxonomy places the organism in Eukaryota, Metazoa, Chordata, Testudines, Cheloniidae. The coding region runs from base 114 to 4490 and encodes 1458 amino acids. The record is from RefSeq and is a predicted model, not a curated record. The transcript has 27 exons.
CGGUUGCUGCGCGACCCCGGCCGGGGCGUUCCAGAGUCGCUGCGGAGCGGCCGGUCCCGCCCCGCCGAGCCGUUUGCCCCGGAGCCAGGCCCCUGCCGGCAGGGCCAGGCAGCAUGACCGACACGGAGCUGGAAGAGGGCGGAGCCACCCUGGAGCUCGAGGAUGAGAAUGGCACCAAAUCCGAUCUGGAGACAGCGGAGCCGCCAUCCUGUCCUGGGACUGCAGGCACCCGAGCAAAGGACCAUUGUGAUUCCCUAUUGGACUCCAUCGACGCUCAGCUCAGCCAGCUGCAGUGGCAGGGCCCUGGUGCAGGAGUCGCAGGUGGUCGCACGAAUGGGGACACCUCCCUGGAAUGCUCCCCUAACGCCUCCUGGACUGCAGAGAUGGAAGGAUGCUGUGCGAACCAGGAUGGCACCUCCUGGGGCGAAGCUGGCCCCUCUCGGAAGGAGGAGUACAGCUGGAGGCUGCUGCAUCUCCUUGGCUCUGAGCAAGCCCCGGAGAACCUGGGGGACCAGAGCGACUCGAAUUCCAUCUGCACGGAGGACUUUGCUGCCAGGUUUAGGGACGGCAUGGUCGAGCCCUUGGUGAAUUCCGAUGGGGAAGGGGAUGUGCCAGCUGGGGGGUUCCCAGCUGGAGACUCUGCUGAGGAAGGGAGCGUCCCGGGAGUCAAAGCCAGGAGCACUGGUCUCUCCCCCGCCGCGGAGACGUGUGAGGCUGUGGCAGAGGGGCGAGAAGGGGACUUACCCCUGGCUUUGUCCAGCAGCGUGGAAGGGCCCCAGUCCCUGAGCUGUAGGACCAGGAGAGAGAGCCUGGAGUCUCUGGGGGGCAGGAUAUCCAGGCUGAGCCAGCUCAACACCGUGGAGACCCCAAGCAGCACGGACCCGGGGAAAGCCAGCUCCACGGGCAGCCGGGCUCCCGGACUAGCCCCUCCUGAACGGGUGGAGACCUCGGAGGAAAGCAUUCCCUGGCCCCUGGAGGGCUCUUCCAGAUGGAUCCAGGUCUCCUGGGAAAACUCCCUACCUUUCAGCAGCCCCUUGCUCGUGGAGGAGCUGGGCCCCAGCCAGCCACGCAGAGCUCUGGGUGCCGGUGCCAGCGGCACGAGAGCCUGGGCCGGAGAGUCCCAGCCUGUGAGCACGGCUCCGAGUCCGUCCGGGAGGAGACAAUCUGAGCAUGGGCACGUCUGGUCCCACAGCCCCUCUCACUCUGCACCCACAGUGGCCCGCGGCAGCCCUUCACUGGCCUCCAGAGGGGAGAAGAGCCCCCGGCUAAUAGCAUCCCCCUGCCCCGACCAAGGGCUGCCCCUGGAGAAGCUGGGACAUCAAGGCUCAGCUUUGCAAGGGUUUGGUGCCACAACACAGCUGGCUAGUAGCCCUGAAAGCGCCCAGACAUCCCUAGCUAUGGUUAGCGAUGGCUGCAUGGUGACGCAGGGUGGGGUUGGUCCAGGAGAUCCCAAGAGGGAAGCCCCAGAGCUGCUGCAACAGGGGUCGGUGAUUCCCCGGGGACCGUCUGGAAGGGGCGUCACUCGUGCUGCGGCUAGCGGAGGCGGGGAGGGAAUCUGGCGGAGCUGUGAGCUGCAGUCUGGCCCAGCGGAGAGGGGAGCUCGCGGCCUGACACUGUGUCCUCACCCAGGGGCAGGCGUCUCCGAGAGUCGUGAGAUGCAGAGCAGCCUGAACCCAGCUCGGGACGAGGGCUAUCCGGGGCCCUGCAACUACAAGCACGUGGCUGGCGUCCCCAUCACCAGUUUCGACACCGUCACCAUCGACAGUGACCUGGACUCAGUGAGGACGGAGACAGUCCAGGUUCACCUCUGCAGGGCCAUCAGCUGCCGGAAAGCUCCUGGCCGCAGCACCAAGGGGCCCUGCUACCCACGGAGAGACUCUUUGGGGUGCCUGGGCUCCAGCGGUGCAGUCACUGACGAAGAGGAAGAGGAGGAGGAAGAGGAAGAGUUCCUGUGGUCUCGUGGCAGCACUGAGCGGAGGAGCAGCAGCCCUGCGAGGUGGAGCUCAAUGCCAAGCAGGGCAGAGUCCAGCUGGGAGGACACCAGGAAGGAAGCCUGCAUGGAGCACAAGGAUCUGGGCGCUGAAGAGGAGAGGCUGUUGCAGAGGAAAUCCCAGCUGCAUGAGGCUGACUUGUCCCUGAGUGACAUCCUGGGUCAGAAAAAGCGUGCGGUCCAGGAACUGGAGUCGCUGGGUGGGGCCCUGGAGAGGAGCCAGAAGGGGGUGGAGACGCUGGAGUCCUGCCGGAAGGAGACUCGGAGCAAAGCAGAUGAAGCCAGGGCGGACAUGCUGCUGCUGCAAUACAGACGGGACUCGUGCCUGCAGGAGCUGCCGGAGCGGGAGAAGGCGCUGAGUCCGCUGAGACGGCGGCGCUCCACCCUGCACAGCACCCAGCUGGGGGCCUUCCAGGCCGAGAGUCAGGAGGCCGUGCUGCUGGGUUUCCAUGGCCAGGAAGCAGUGCUGCGGGACACAGGAGCCAGGCGAUCCCAUCCUCCGCUCAUUUCCCAGGUCUCCUCACUAGCGGCCGAGCGGGAGGAGCUGAAGGCCCACGUGCGUCACCUGGAGGGCAGCUUGUUCUCUGAGCAGCGGGCAGCCAGAGCCAGGAUCGAGGAGCUGCAGGAGUGCCUGGAGCAAGCUCAGAACAAGCUGGAGGAGAGGACGGCCGAGGGGAUGGAGCUGCAGGAGGAGACCACGCGACUGAGACUGCAGCUCAGGGAGCUGGAGAGGAAGCAGGCAGCAGCUCUGAGUGGGCAGAUCCGAGACCUCCGAGUGCGGGAGAGGGAGCAGGAGCUGAGACUCUUUGCUAUGGAGAAGAUCCUGUCGGAGAAGGAGCUAGAACUGGUGAGGCUGCGAGAGGUCGUCUGUGCCCUGAUGGCUGAGAAGGAAGUGCAGCAACGUGCUAUGGAGAACCUGAGAGAAGAACAUGACAGGCAGCUGGGGGAGAUGCAGCAGGAGAAGGAGCUGGAGUGGGCCCAGCAGAGGGAGGAGCUGCAACAUCUGAAGCAGCAGGAGCUCCAGGAGUUCGCAGAGAGUUUGGAGCAGGUGAAGGCCAGGGCCCUCCAGGAUCAAUCUGCCUCCUUCCAGAAGGAAGUGGAGAAUCUCACCAGGGUACUCGAGGCCCGAGAUGAAGAUAUUCGGAGGCAGCGGGAGGCCAUGCAGCGACAGAAGGAGUCUACAGAGCAGCUGGUCAGAGAGCUGAAGCAGGAAGCCAAGGAGACGGUUCAGAGUGCUCUGCUUCAAGAGCAAAAGAAGUGGGAAGCUGAGAAGAGGGAAGCGCUCCAGGUGCAGCGUGGGGCGCUGGAAGAGCAGAGCCAGAGAGCACACGCUGAGGCCCUGGACAAAGAGAGGAGGACGGCGUCCGUUUUGCAGAAUAAAACCCUGGAGUUCCAGAAGAGAAUUCAGGAGCUGGAGCUCCACAGCCGCUCGCUCCAGCGGGAGAAGCAGGAGGCCCUGGAAGAGCUGCGGACGUUGCUGCAGGAGGAGAAGACGGAGGCACUAAGGAGACUGAGCGAGGAGCUGGAGCAGGAGAGGGCUCAUGAGAGCGACCGGCUGCGAGCGAGGCUGCAGCAGCUGGAGGAGGAGCAGGGCCACUUGCGGGCUGAGCGGAACGAAAUAUCCUUCCGGGAGUGGGAGGCACAGUCCCAAGCAGAGCAGGCCGAGCGCUCCUUGGCCAGGGAGAUUGGCUUGGCAUGCCAACGCCUCCAGGACCUGCUUCCUGAGAGAGCCAGGGGGCAGAUGGCACAUGGGAGCCCAUCUGCCCUGUCGACCAGCCAUGCACUCCAGCUCCUGCAGGGAGUGAGCGAGGAGACCCAGCGCUACCUCGGAGCCUUGCAGCAGGAGCUGGAAGCUCAGAAACGCACCAUGCUUCACUUCCAGGAGGAGAAGGAGUGGGAGCUGAGGCAGCAGCGAGAGCAGCUUCACUUGGAGAGCAAGGAAGCCCUGGAGGCCCUGAAGGAGCGACUGAUCCAAGAGCACCUCCAGGAGAUCGCCAGCCUGCAGCGCAGCCAGCGGAAGGAGGCUGGGGGCGGGGAGCAGCAGACGCUGCGCCAGCAGCUGCGGGAGAAGGACAACGAGCUGCGGGCCAUCCAGAGGAGCAUGGCCCACUGGAAAGACCAGACCACCUGCAAGCUGGCCCGCAAGUUUGAGGAGGAGCUGAAUGCGGAGCUGGAGACGCGCUUCUCCUGGGACAGGCCCAGGAGCCUUCGCAGGAGUGUGGAGAGACUGGAUGCAGAAAUCGGGCGGCUUUCCACGGACCGGCACGAGCACACCCGUCUCUGCCCGACCACCUCCUCCUCCCUGUGCACUGCCCCCCAACUUGGGGGGCGCAGCUUUGUGUCCUCAAAGCUCCUGCGCCAACUGCAGGGCCGUGUGAGGGAGCUGCGAGCGGAGAACGCCCUCUACCGCGGGGGCAGCCUGGAUGACCUCGCUGCCCUGCGGGCAGAGCCAGGCCAGAUGGGCAGAGAAAAGGUCCCUGGGGCGAGCUACAGGAAGUAGCGCGUGCGCUGCUGGGGAACAUGAAGCUGAGCAGGUGGAAGAGUCAUCUUCUGUGGCCAGACCGUGGGCGGUGCAGGACUGGCUAUGGCAGGGUGGAGUCACUCUAGACAUCGAGGAUAUCCAGCGGCGCACUCGCUGCUCCCGGGAGUCAGGAAAGAAGCCCAUCACAUGAGCUUGAGAAGAACCCAGGAGGUUCUCCGCUGUCACAAACCCUUGGCUGCUCUUCAUGCUCCUGGGCUGUUUCCUGCUCGGUGAAGCCAAGGCCCUUGUUCCCUUCCGAGCAGACCCAUUCCAGUCCGUGACUGAAGACGGGAGUGAUCGGUUCAGAGAGGGGAUCUAGGGCAAUACCGGAGCCAUGCAGUGACUGUUCAGUGCUGGGGCCAGUCCAAAGAGCAAGUCCAGGCAAACACUGGAGCCCAAGUGGAAGAGUCUCCGCUGACGCAUCAAGGGGUUGGUGCUGCGGGCGCUGUGAGAGAAGGGGCGAGAGGGUCUCAUAGCCCCGGGGGUGCAUUGUGGAGUGAUGUCUUUUCUGCUAGCAGUGGGAAGGUGGAGGAGUGGGUGAGUGUGGGUGGCUCUGGCAGCUACAGGGCAAAGAGUGCCUGUUGUCAUGGCCGCUGGUAUUCGUACGUGUCUGAAGGAUGCCUUGGCAUCCUUUAAACCCUAUCCUGGCUCCUGUUCCAAGCAGGAAGUACUUUAUGCUAAGCUCUUUGGGGCAGGGACUGUGCCUUCCUCCGUGUUUGCACAAUGCAAGUGCUACCAGCAUAUGAAUAAUGGUGUUAACUCAGCAAUCUGUGGGAAAUUACCAAAACGAUGAUAAUCCCUAGGUUGUCAAUAGCACUUUUCAUCGGCAGAUCUCAAAGCUCUUUAAAAAAGAGGUCAGCUUCGUUAGCCUCAUUUUACAGAUGGGGAAACAGAGGUAUGGAAAGGUGCAGUGACCUGCCCAAGGUCACCCAGCAGGCCCAUGGCAGAGCCAGGAAUAGAACCCAGGUCCCCUGAGGGGGUCAGAUAUUCCAGAAGUACAUGCAUGCCCCUCCCAAGAGCAAGCCGAGCGGUCUGGGUACAGCGCUGGCUGGUUGGGCCGCAGCGUCUGAAGAUGGCUCAGGAUUCUGCAUCUUGUUUUCACUGCUGGUUGCUAGCUAUCUGGGUCCCCGCCUCGCCUCCAAGUAGCCUCAGAGCCGUCUUUGCAACGCCUCCUUGCAGCGCUUUGCCAGCUUUCAAAAUGCAGCUGGGGGCAGGUGUGUGUAAAAGUAGCCUAGAAGUCAGGUAUGAGGCCUGCAGCAGAGCCAGUCUCUGGGCAGCCUGAUGAGUGCAGCUGGCGUACAGCAGGCUGCCGGAUUGGCGGUAUCCCAAUUGGUGGGCAGAGGCUCAAAGCAUUUGCCCAUGGCUGUGAUAGCUCCUGUUCCUGCUUGUUUCCAAUCCUACUUGUGCCUUGCCUCAGUCCAGGUAAUCCAGCUCUGACCCGCAGCUCUAACUCCAGCUCUUCCCCGGGCUCCGAUUCUUGGCUACUGAAUUGUUCCAACCACUAGGCAUGACUGCCCAUCUCCGGGGCUCUGAGAUUGGGCAGAGGGUGAGUUCCCGGGGGGGUCAGCACUGAGAAAUGGGCCAGAUAAGCUCGUGCCGCUGCAGCUGCCUUUGUAGAUGUGCUGCUACCGUCUAGCUUCAGCAUCUUGUGUUUAAAUGCCGAUGGGGAUGCUAGAGGGGAUGCCUCAGAGCUUCAAUCUUUAAAAAGCCCAGUGUGUUAGUGUGAAAGGUAAGGCUUUGGCCUCCUCAGGGGGCCCACAGGAUUUGUGGCUUUGGAGCAUCUUGAAGACUAGCAGGCAGAGCACUCCCUACGCCUUGCAAGCCAUGGUUAACCCUCUAGUCCUAGCCCUGCUAUAUUGUGACAUUAAUGUACCGUACCAGCACAAUCAAGACAUCUGUACCUCUUAUUACGUGCGGGGUGUUCCAAUUUCUGUCCAUGCCCAUGGAACAGUAUAUUGCAACCACGGCUGUAGAUACUUUGUAUAUGUUUGUAUAUAAACACAAUACGGUAUGCUGGGGGCUCCUGGUUUUAUAUGUGGGGGGGAGAGGGGUUUUGGGGGGAGUGGGGUGGUAAUUUUGUAGGGAUAUGUUUUAAGAGACGCUUGUCAAGCAGGUCCCUCAGGGCAGUGUUUGAAGCCAGCAUAAAACUGCAGCAGCAGUGUGACCGUGGGGGAAAGAAAACAUAAAACAAGAGGACCCACAAAUACUAAAGCUGUGUGACACCUUUGGCCAGAAUAAAUCUUUUAUCCCGCACAAAA